AGCCAAGACUGGUGUGAAGCAGAAGGAAAUGCCUCCCAGUAAACACCAUGAACAUACAGGAAACAACCAGGACAUUACUUAUACGGAGAUGAAGAUGACUAAGUUUUCACAGAAGCAAAGCAUACCUAAAGCCAAGCAGAGCCCUGUAAUGCUAAGCGAAGACCAGUUAAACUAUGCAGCACUGAUAUUCCACAGAACGCCUCAGCCCCUGCCCCCAAAGCGGGUUGUCAGAGGGAAGAGACAAGGUCCCAGAAGAACAGUGUGGAGGAUGGUAGCAGGCACCCUUGGAGCCUUGUGUGUGGUGCUGAUGACGGCCGUGGGGAUCUUAUUUCCAAAAUUAUUUUCUAACCAAGAAGAACAAAGCAGAAAAUGCUCGCUUCAGGCUCACCUGUGUCCUAAGGAGGAUAAUGGCAUCUGUGAUCUUUGUUCACAAAACUGGACUGCCUUUGGAAACAGUUUCUAUCAUGUUUUUCGUGAAAUCAAAACCUGGGAGGACAGUCAAUCUUCCUGUAAGGAGCUGAGGUCUCAUGUUGUGAAGAUAGACUCCAAAGCAGAGCUGGAAAACCUGCUAGUGUUUCAAAUCCAUGGGUGGAUUCUUCUCAAAACAAAUGAAACUGUUGGGUUCUCGUCAUGGAUUAAUGACAUUAAAACAGAGCAAAAUCCAAUUAAUGAUUCAGAGAAGAAGAAUCAUAAUUGUCUUUAUGUAAGUAAAAAUCAAUUUUAUCCUGAAGACUGUUCAUCUAAGAAACCAUACAUCUGUGAGUUCAAUAUACUGUGACACCUAUUUCACUACCACAAUUUUUAUUAAACUACAAAUAAAAAACAUGUCUGGUAUUU
This is a messenger RNA of Phodopus roborovskii (desert hamster), 837 nucleotides long. Its product is annotated as killer cell lectin-like receptor subfamily I member 1. Gene Ontology annotation, biological process: positive regulation of natural killer cell mediated cytotoxicity; stimulatory C-type lectin receptor signaling pathway. The coding region runs from base 29 to 778 and encodes 249 amino acids. NCBI's taxonomy places the organism in Eukaryota, Metazoa, Chordata, Mammalia, Rodentia, Cricetidae. The record is from RefSeq and is a predicted model, not a curated record. The transcript is spliced from 6 exons.